Molecule: messenger RNA, 1032 nt
Organism: Trichoderma citrinoviride
Lineage: Eukaryota; Fungi; Ascomycota; Sordariomycetes; Hypocreales; Hypocreaceae
Product: glycosyltransferase family 32 protein
Exons: 1
Coding region: 1-1032 (343 amino acids)
Biological process (GO): mannosyl-inositol phosphorylceramide biosynthetic process
Molecular function (GO): mannosyltransferase activity
Source: RefSeq, a predicted model, not a curated record
AUGAUCAAAGCUCACGAUGCAGGCUACCUCAACAUACGACUCGAACGAAGAGCACGAACGUUCCUCUCGCUAGCCAUCCUGAGCUUCCUCGCCGCACUCUUCUGCUUCCGCCAUCUUCUCUACACCUCCUGGACGCUGGCCGCCCUCCCCGUCACCUGGGCCGCCGACCGCGAAAGCUUCAUCCUCUCCCUAGAACGGGAUGCCUUCGACGUCACCUUUGCCAACUACAGCAUAGGCCAGCUCUCGGCCGGUGCCCCCUACGAGGAUCUGGUGCCCCCCGUGCUGCACCACAUCGCCCUCGGCAGACACGACGGCACGCAUUGGCGGACGGAGUGGAAGGAGACGGUGCAGAGCUGCAUCGACAUCCAUCCGGGCUGGGAGACGCACGUCUGGACAGACGAAACGGCCUCGCGGUUCGUCGAAGACAAGUUCCCCGACCUCAAGGCCAUGUGGGACAGCUACGCGUAUCCCGUCCAACGGAUCGAUGCCCUCCGCUACAUGCUCCUCUACGAAUACGGCGGCGUCGUGCUGGACAUGGACCUCCAGUGCCGGCGCGCCCUGGGGCCCCUCCGCCGCUUCAGCUUCGUCGCCCCCGAGGCCCAUCCCGCGGGCUUCUCCAUCGGCUUCAUGAUGGCCAGCAGGCGCAACGGCUUCGUCGGCGCCCUCGUGGCCCACCUGGAGGCUUACAACAGGCGCUGGCUGGGGCUGCCGUACGCGACGGUCAUGUUCAGCACGGGCUGCCACUACGCCUCGGUGGUGCACGCCGCGCAGCCGCAGCCUGGCCGGGGCGAGCUCAAGAUCCUGCCGGGGCCGCUGCACAGCCUCAACGGGCGGGCGACGACGCCCAUAUUCGAGCACCUGGGGAGUUCGUCGUGGCACUCGUACGACGCGAGGUUCGUCGUUUCGAUGGGACGGAGGUUGUACCAGAUUGUCUUUUUCUGCGUGGGUGUCAUGCUGGCGCUGUUUGUCAAGAGACGGUUGAUGCUACGGAGGGUGUGUGGGAGCUGCAUGAGAGAUCGAUCAGUUGUAUAA